GGAAGAAAGGGAAAAGGCAGAAGAAAUUGAAAGAGAAAAAAAGGAAAAAAUUAAAUCAGAAAAGGAAAGAAAAAAAGCCGAAGAAGAUUUAUUAAAGAUGGAUGAGGCAGAAAAGAAAAAAUCAAAAGAUAAUAAAGAUAAAGGAAAAGGAAAGAAAAAAUAG
This is a messenger RNA of Dentiscutata erythropus, 163 nucleotides long. NCBI's taxonomy places the organism in Eukaryota, Fungi, Glomeromycota, Glomeromycetes, Diversisporales, Gigasporaceae. The record is from the annotation of a GenBank genome assembly.